Molecule: messenger RNA, 1192 nt
Organism: Coregonus sp. 'balchen'
Lineage: Eukaryota; Metazoa; Chordata; Actinopteri; Salmoniformes; Salmonidae
Source: the annotation of a GenBank genome assembly
AUGCCACCACACGACAGGUGGAAACAGAGCUGCUACCAUGUCUGAGAUACUACAGCAUCAGAUUAUAUGCAUACAACCCUCUAGGAGGUGCUGUGCAUAAUGUAACAACUCUAACACAUGACAAGAUAUUUAGAGUGUUAUAAAUAAUGUUAACGUCUGGUGAGAACUUGGUAUACCACUCACACUGCUGUUCUGUGCACCCAGGGGGCCUUCUCACAAGUACCAUUAUCAGGACAAAGAUGGUUCGCAGCCUUCAGGAUGCUUCUUUGGUAACAUCUGGGCAGAGAUAGGUGAGAUGACAACAGAAUAACAUUGUAUUAAUAACAUAGUAUAGUAACAGUAGUUACUCACAAUGAAAACAUUAUUUGUCCAGAUUACCUUUACACUAGAUACAAUAAAACAUUACCUUUGGAUGAUUCAUGUGUUGUAUGUAAGGUACUGGAAGGAAAGCCACUUCCACACUACAGACCUUGUUCGGAAGGCACUGGAGACGGUGUAUGGCUCAGACAAACCCACUAUGACAUCUGCUGCUCUACACUGGAUGUACCACCACUCCCACCUCAAGGUAACAAGCCACAUGCAACAAGAACAGGGACAACCCACUAUCAGCUAGGUCACUUUGAUUUUAAAGCUACAAUAUGUAACUUUUUGGGCGACCAAACCAAAAGUUAUAGAUCUGUCAUUCCCAUUGAAAGCAAGUCUAAGAAGCAGAUCUGUUCUAUGUGCGCCAUUUCUAUGCUUCCCGUUCUUACGUUUAUUUUUUGUAGUCUAUUACUUGUAGUUUUGCACACCAGCAUCAAACAGCUAAAAAUACAAUAUGUUUGGUUAUGGAAAAUAUAUUUCACAGCAGUUUAGAUGGUACAAUGAUUCUCUACACAAUGACUGCUUUUUUUUUGUCACAAACUGAAAUUAGGCUAACUAUUACAAUUUUAUCAACCAGGAAAUGUCAGAACGAUUUCUACAUAUUCCACCUUUAAAUGAAAUAAAUCACUUUUUCACAAUAAGUUGAACAUGACAAUUGCCACUCAAUGUUAGCAGUACUAUUUACAAUUAUCAACACAAUGUUUAGUUAGUGUGGUGUAUGUAGUGCUAAUGGUUGGGUCCUCUUGUACCUCUAGAUGAGCGGGUGGUGGAGGCCUUCAAACAGGUCUGGGACCUGGAGGCUGACAAUGGCCCCAACUACUUCCGCUAG